This is a messenger RNA of Papilio polytes (common Mormon), 1788 nucleotides long. RefSeq lists its product as uncharacterized. The coding region runs from base 396 to 1634 and encodes 412 amino acids. Gene Ontology annotation, cellular component: membrane; cytosol. The transcript is spliced from 6 exons. The record is from RefSeq and is a predicted model, not a curated record. NCBI's taxonomy places the organism in Eukaryota, Metazoa, Arthropoda, Insecta, Lepidoptera, Papilionidae.
AGCCUAAACAUAGCUCAUAAAGUGGUUAAUUAGACUCAUAUACUUGUAAUGCCAAUAUUUAAUAACAUUUUAUUACAACAGCUGGAUAGCUUUCCAGCUAGGAACCUAAUUGUUGUUAAUAAAAUAUAUGCUUCUUCAAUUAUAAUUAUAAGCAGUUUAGGCUACAAAUUAUAACAAACACCCAUCUAAACUUUCGCAUUUACAAUAUUAGUAAGAUUAUAUCUUUCACAAGGAUGAAAUAGCGUGGCGUCAACGUAAUACUGUUCAUAGGUUCGACGUGAAAAAUCCUUUCGUUGCAUAUUUUUCAUUCUAAGCAAGGCUGUGAAAUAGUAACAUGAAAUUAAUCUUAAUAAUUCGAAUUGCAUUCGACACGGCUACUGUUUUAAGUUUAUAUAAUGUUCUUCUACGUAGAUGCAUUUUACACUAAAAUGGUGAAUACACGACUGUUCUUUUUUUUAUUUCUCGUUAAUGUAAAAUGUGACAAGGUGACUAAAUUAACUUUAAACGAUACAAAGAGUUCGAUUAAUCAAUACAGUGGUGAUAAAUUUCCUACCAAAUAUUUAACAAUUGAAAAUAACUUACCAAAUAUAGAUGAUUUUAAAUUAUACAUCCUAAGUUUAAGACGAACAGUUUUCUAUUUUAAUAAAACUCCAAAUAAAACUGACGGGAAUGUAGCCUUGGGGGCAUUUUUCGUGAAAUCCCUUUUAAAACGAACCCUUCAAGAAUAUGGCUCCAAGAUUACAGAAUUAGAAUCGAACAAAUUGAGGAAUAUAAUAAGCAAAUGUGAAAAUCUUGUUUCACAUUACAUUUAUAUUAAUUACAAAUAUGGUUGGGACGAUUUAGAGUUCAGAGUAUCACGAAUGUUCAAAGAUGAUAGUGCUCAAAUAUAUUCAAUACGUGGUUUCAACAAGGGUCGAUUAAAGAGAUGGCUUCAUAGUAGUUUCAAAAUGCAUGAAUACGUCGAAGAUAUGGACACUACUACGAUGCCCAGAGAGAAAUAUACGCAGCUCACGGAGUCGUCAAUAGGGUAUCAUAUUGUUAUGCAAACAUCAGACGUGUGUCUAUCUCGGGUUAUACACGAGUUGGAACCAAUAGACUUCUCCGAAAUGAAGUCAUGUCGUUCGGACAAGUAUUGUUAUAAAGGUAUCCACUCUACACCUUCGAUAUCAUAUUCUCUUACUCACAGGCUUUUGAACAUAAUGCUACGGCGACAAGUGCGUCGUUGCUACAUGACCAGUGUUGCUGAAGACGAUACCCUCAUGGACCAGCUCUGCGCCUUCAUGUACAGAGAGGCAGUGUACAUUGCACGAAGAGGGUUCUUUGCGAGAGACUUAUUUUUAGAACACUUAACGCUUUGCGGGAUGUUAGGCUACGAAGAGUUCCAUCGGCGUAACUGGUUCAAGAAGAUCAUAAGUUGGAUGGAUCAGAAGGGCUGUAUUAAGGAAUCGCGUAACUUCAACUAUAAUAGCACUGCUAUAUUUAUCAAACGUAUUGGUGAAGACCACAAGUUGGUCAAACAUGUUCGAAAGAAGUUCUACAGAGACCUUCUAGAAGAUUGUGAUACUCAUCCUAUGGCUCUCCUUAUUGUUGUGCUUGCACACGGAAUCAGAUAUGCGGCGCACAAUUUACCAUAAAACAAUUGAAAUUAGAAAAGAUGAAAAUAUGAAGACAAUUAGUAAAUUCCUCUAGCGUCUUUGAACUCUUUAGCGUAUUUGUUGUUUUACAAACUUAAGACGUAGAUCUUCGUUUUGUAAAAAAAACUAUUCGACGUCGUAACGUUUUACCGAU